Molecule: messenger RNA, 592 nt
Organism: Amphibalanus amphitrite
Lineage: Eukaryota; Metazoa; Arthropoda; Thecostraca; Balanomorpha; Balanidae
Exons: 4
Coding region: 149-592 (147 amino acids)
Source: RefSeq, a predicted model, not a curated record
UCAUCGCAUUGCAAUAGAUUUUUGCUAAGGGAUUUUGCAACGUUCUGCACUGCAUUGCUUUGUAGAUAACGAGGCUGAGGCUGAAUGGGGGAAAGCCGGGGAUGGCCUGGGAAAAUUGUAGCACUUGAUCAGACCUGACUGUCUGAAAAUGUCUGAAAAUCUUAGGAAGACAUUUGGCUUGGAUUUUGAUUUUGAAAAGUUUGUUGGGGACGAUGACAGCGAGGGCGCAGAUGGCGGAGAGGAGGACCCGACCGCUGGGCCAGAUGCCACCUCCCCGGUGCCGGUACCCGGGCAGAGCUCCCCCGAGGACGAGGACCGGUUCGACUCCAUGGGAAUCUCGGCUGAUCACGUGCUCGCCGAGUACAUGGAAAUGGCCAAAACGCCGCCGCGCGCCACGCGACGGCAGAAGGAGAAAAAAGCGUACAGGAACCAGGCACAGGCGGCCAGUAAGAACCUGAAGGCCAGUCUGAAGCGGCGCUCGUCGAUGGACCGCUACCUCUCACUGCCAGUGUUCAUGGAGGGCUCCGACGAGCCGCCGGCAGAAGACACGGUGGACUGGCAUAGAGGUGGUCUGACUGUGGCCAUGGUCUGA